CGGGAAUUGGCGGGGCCUUUGUCUCUCGCCUCAGCCGGAGCUCCGGCUCUCGUCUUCAUUGCUCUGUGUCCUCUGCUCCUAGAGGUCCAGCCUCUGUGGCCCCGUUACCUGCAGGUAUUGGGAGAUCCACAGCUAAGACGCCAGGACUCCCUGGAAGCCUGGAAAUGGGACCACUGACAUUUAGGGAUGUGGCCAUAGAAUUCUCUCUGGAGGAGUGGCAAUGCCUGGACACUUCACAGCAGAAUUUGUAUAGGAAUGUGAUGUUAGAUAACUACAGAAACCUGGUCUUCCUGGGUAUUGCUGUCUCCAAGCCAGACCUGAUCAUUUGUCUGGAGCAAGGAAAAGAGCCCUGCAAUAUGAAGAGACAUGCGAUGGUAGUCAAACCCCCAGUUGUGUGUUCUCAUUUUGCCCAAGACCUUUGGCCAAAGCAGGGCUUAAAAGAUUCUUUUCAAAAAGUGAUACUGAGAAGAUAUGGAAAAUAUGGACAUGAGAAUUUACAAUUAAGAAAAGACUGUAAAAGUGUGGAUGAACAUAAGGUGCACAAAAGAGGUUAUAAUGGACUUAAGCAAUGUUUGACAACUACCCAGAGCAAAAUAUUUCCAUGUGAUAAAUAUGUUAAAGUUCUUCAUAAAUUCUCAAAUUCAAGUAGACACAAGAAAAGACAUACUGGAAAGAAACCUUUCAAAUGUAAAGAAUGUGGCAAAUCAUGUUGCAUACUUUCACAACUAACUCAGCAUAAGAAAACUGCUACUAGAGGGAAUUUCUACAAAUGUAAAACAUGUGGAAAAGCCUUUAACCAGUUCUCAAAUCUUACUAAACAUAAGAUAAUUCAUACUGAAGUGAAUCCCUACAAAUGUGAAGAAUGUGGCAAAGCCUUUAACCAGUCCUUAACUCUUACUAAACAUAAAAAAAUUCAUACUGAAGAGAAACCUUACAAAUGUGAAGAUUGUGGCAAAGUCUUUAGUGUAUUUUCAAUCCUUACUAAACAUAAGAUAAUUCAUACAGGAACAAAACCCUACAAUUGUGAAGAAUGUGGCAAAGGCUUUAGUAUAUUCUCAACCCUUACUAAACAUAAGAUAAUUCAUACUGGAGAGAAGCCCUACAAAUGCAACGAAUGUGGUAAAGCCUUUAACUGGUCCUCAACUCUUACUAAACAUAAGAGAAUUCAUACUGGAGAGAAACCCUACAAAUGCAAUGAAUGUGGUAAAGCCUUUAACCAGUCCUCAACCCUUACUAGACAUAAGAUAGUUCAUACUGGAGAGAAACCCUACAAAUGUGAAGAAUGUGGUAAGGCCUUUAAACGGUCCACAACUCUUACUAAACAUAAGAGAAUUUAUACUAAAGAGAAACCAUACAAAUGUGAAGAAUGUGGAAAAGCCUUUAGUGUAUUCUCAACCCUUACUAAACAUAAGAUAAUUCAUACUGGAGCAAAACCCUACAAAUGUGAAGAAUGUGGCAGCGCCUUUAGGGCAUUCUCAACCCUUACUGAACAUAAGAGAGUUCAUACUGGAGAGAAACCUUACAAAUGUAAUGAAUGUGGCAGAGCCUUUAACUGGUCCUCAACUCUUACUAAACAUAAGAGAAUUCAUACUGGAGAGAAACCCUACAAAUGUGAAGAAUGUGGCAAAGCUUUUAACCGGUCCUCAAACCUUACCCGACAUAAGAAAAUUCAUACUGGACAGAAACCAUACAAACCUAAAAGACGUGACAGUGCUUUUGACAACACCUCAAACUUUUCUAGACAUAAAAGAAAUCAUACUGGUGAGAACUCCUAGAAAUGUGAAGAAUGUGACAAAGCCUUUAAGUGGUUGUCACACUUGAUUGUAUAUAAGAUGAUUCAUACUGGAGAAAACUCCGAGAAGUGUGACAAAUGUGACAAAACAAUUCUCAUACCUUAUUGCACAGGAAAGCAUUUAUACUUGAGAAAAAUUGUAUAAAGAAUGAAAAAGUCAUUAAUAUCUGCUCAUAUCUUACUCAACAUCAGAAAGUUGGUACUUAUUAAAAGCGUUAUCAAUGAAA
Messenger RNA from Rhinopithecus roxellana (golden snub-nosed monkey), 2019 nucleotides. Its product is annotated as zinc finger protein 273. Lineage: Eukaryota; Metazoa; Chordata; Mammalia; Primates; Cercopithecidae. Bases 165 to 1775 code for a protein of 536 amino acids. The record is from RefSeq and is a predicted model, not a curated record. The transcript has 4 exons. Gene Ontology annotation, biological process: regulation of DNA-templated transcription.